GUGAAGAGGAGUCACGCCCGGGAUGUCGUGCACUUCUAACCACCUCCUACAGACGCGGGCGGCAGGGGGAGGCAAGGACGGACUUGGGCUUUGACCUGGGUCUUUGAGCUGCGGCUGGUUCGCGGCUUUUCCGAAGUAACGACGAACGAGGAGGACGAAUGACUUCCCAGGGCCCCCCAAGUAAGAAUGUACAUUGGCUCACGACGAAGCCUGCGGGAGCGUCAGGAAAUAUUCCAGCUGUACGAAGAUCAUGGCUUUAUGUGUACGCGAUAGAAGGAGGGUUCGGAUAUAUAGAGCAGAACAAACAUAACACGUCUGCAUUUUUAAAGCUCUCGACACUUGAUCGUCACUGUCAGUGGAACUUGAUCUAAAACCUGAACCUAAACUUGAAUCCGACCAGGA
Molecule: messenger RNA, 402 nt
Organism: Baudoinia panamericana UAMH 10762
Lineage: Eukaryota; Fungi; Ascomycota; Dothideomycetes; Mycosphaerellales; Teratosphaeriaceae
Exons: 1
Coding region: 159-371 (70 amino acids)
Source: RefSeq, a predicted model, not a curated record